Molecule: messenger RNA, 2725 nt
Organism: Ochlerotatus camptorhynchus
Lineage: Eukaryota; Metazoa; Arthropoda; Insecta; Diptera; Culicidae
Gene: 14-3-3zeta
Product: tyrosine 3-monooxygenase/tryptophan 5-monooxygenase activation protein zeta
Exons: 7
Coding region: 249-995 (248 amino acids)
Biological process (GO): signal transduction; intracellular protein localization
Cellular component (GO): cytoplasm
Source: RefSeq, a predicted model, not a curated record
GCGAGUGCAAACCUCGGUUCGUCGAGCUUGCGGAGCGCUCAAAAUCGAUCGAUUUUUGAUAUUGCGGCCGUGGAGUCUUUUCGUGAGCUGAUUCUGUUGAAAAAGCGAGUGUGUGUGCCAUUAUUUUGUACGCGAAAAGUGUCCCUUCGUUGCAAAAAGAACAUCAGUACCAGCGGCGACAGUAACAGAAGCAGCAUCAGCUAACUCACCACCACCACCACCACCACCACCACCAGAACCAGAGCAAAAUGUCUACCGUCGACAAGGAGGAGUUGGUCCAGAAGGCUAAACUGGCCGAACAAUCGGAACGAUAUGACGACAUGGCACAAGCGAUGAAAUCAGUGACAGAAACCGGAGUAGAACUAUCAAACGAAGAACGAAACCUGCUAUCUGUCGCCUACAAGAACGUCGUCGGUGCACGAAGAUCGUCAUGGCGAGUAAUAUCGUCGAUUGAACAGAAAACCGAGUCCUCUGCCCGCAAACAGCAACUAGCCCGGGAAUACCGAGAACGAGUCGAGAAAGAACUUAGGGAAAUCUGCUACGAAGUAUUGGGCCUGCUGGACAAAUUCUUGAUCCCCAAAGCCAGUAAUCCAGAAAGUAAGGUGUUUUACCUCAAAAUGAAGGGAGAUUACUACAGAUACCUAGCCGAGGUAGCCACAGGAGAAACCCGCAACACCGUAGUAGACGAUUCCCAAGCCGCUUACCAGGAUGCCUUUGAAAUUAGUAAAGGCAAAAUGCAGCCAACACAUCCCAUCCGGUUGGGUCUCGCGCUCAAUUUCUCAGUCUUCUAUUACGAGAUCCUAAACUCUCCAGACAAAGCCUGCCAGCUGGCGAAACAGGCCUUCGAUGACGCGAUUGCCGAACUGGACACCCUGAACGAGGAUUCCUACAAAGACUCCACCCUGAUCAUGCAAUUGCUGAGGGAUAACCUUACCCUGUGGACCUCGGACACCCAAGGCGACGGUGAUGAACCACAGGAGGGUGGCGAUAAUUAACCAAACUAAAAUUAAUGAAAAACAAAAAACACACACUUAAAUAUAAUAGAAAUUCCUUUUGACUAAUUAAUUAAAAAAGAAGAAGCAAAAGAAGCAGAGAAAAAAAACACAAGACAAAGAGAGCAAAAGAAGAAGAAGAAGCAGAUCAAACAAAUGCAAGAGAUCAUCAUUUCUUUAAGAAAUUGCAAGAAAAACACACACUUUCUUUGUGGCGUUUAGGCUCUCUCGCAGACCUGGCAGCGAAGCAAAGCGAAGCACAGCGCAGCAUGCCGAAGAUAACCGAGCCGCCGGAGCGAGAGCGCAGAAAGAAGAGAAAAGAGAGAAACAAAAUACAUGUUUGUAUGUAUGUUCUAUUUAUCCCCCCUUCCCGAUAAUUGUUUCCAUUUGGGAAACAGCCCGAAAAAUUAUGAAACAAAGCUUCGUUAAUAUAAAUAGUUUCACUUCACAGAAAAAAAUUGUUAUUUUUUGUUUUUGUUUUACGAAACUAGAGAAAAAAAAAACAAAACAGGCAGCGAAAGGUUUUAAAUCGCUUGUAAUUUGUAAUUACGCAUCAAAAAAAGCUACAACAAAUCAUACAAAAUACAGUCAAACAGAACGAACAGAACACAACAUGAGCAUUUUUUGAUUCUGUUUGACAGCUCUCACCUGUUUUUUUGUGGGAGCUUGAGAGAAAAAUUCGUGCAUCAGCAGCAGCAGCAGUGCGACAUUUAUGGGUUUUUCGUUUUCGUGUCAUUGGAAGAAGGGCUGCCAGAGAAGCAGUUGCAGGUUUCUUCCGCGGAUUGGUUUCAUUUUCUCUUCGAAAUUUUUCGGCUUUCACACACGAUGUUUACUCACAAAAACCGUUUGUUCCAAAACGUAAGAAGAAAAAUAUUAAAAAAGAAACCGAAUUGUAUUAUUCUAUGCCUCUGUGUCCCCUCUAAUACGAAGAAUUAAGACAAAACAAACAAAACGCUAAUCAGUGGAAGGAGAUCGAACAAAAAAAAAUAUUGCAAAACAACACUUCUAUAAAUGUACACAUCCCGAUUGAAGUUUUUGUGAUUCACACUCUGGAACGGCACGUGGACUCGCUUUUUUGGACCGGCGGCCGUGCACGUUCCGCGUCAAACCAAUUUCCAAUCAGAUCCUUUCUACCAAAACUAAAAAUGUAAGGAGAAAAUCUUUAACUGUAAUUUGCAAACAAUUCAAGCGAGCAGCAAAUGUCUUUUUACGCAUUCAUACUACGCGACGAGAGAAUCAAAUUGAAAAGGAAGAACAAACAACAGCAAACCGUCGACGAACAACUUGAGACGUCCAAGAGGAAUACCGCAGAACACUCGACAUCGUCCUGCGACGGAAAUAAAAACAACAUCAUAUGGAAAUUAUUACUCUAAAAAAAACCAACAAACCAACAGAAGAAGAAGAAAAUGAAGAAGAAAAAGAACAAAACGUGCAUAAAAACAACUGUAAGAAGCAAAAGUUUUUACUAUAAAAAACGGCAGAAAAAUCUACAAAAAACAUCCAACCUUUUCAGCAAGGGAAGAGUUUGGGAAAAAAUGCAAGGCAAGAAGACCAGGAAUGCUAGCGCUACAUAUUCUGUGAAGAAUUGUAACAAGGAAUAUUUUUUAAUUUAUGGCGUUCACAAAAAUACACACUCACGAUUUUUCAUGUAUUAUAACAACAACAAAGUAUGGAAAAAAAAACAGCUAAAUAAAAUGGAACAACAUUAACUGUCCGAUAACUGGAGAAAAUAA